Molecule: messenger RNA, 1848 nt
Organism: Phlebotomus argentipes
Lineage: Eukaryota; Metazoa; Arthropoda; Insecta; Diptera; Psychodidae
Product: glucose dehydrogenase [FAD, quinone]-like
Exons: 3
Coding region: 1-1848 (615 amino acids)
Molecular function (GO): ecdysone oxidase activity; flavin adenine dinucleotide binding
Source: RefSeq, a predicted model, not a curated record
AUGGAUAAAUUCCCUUCGACGUGUCCGCAUCUGAGCACAGGACCUGCGAAUCAAAUUAUUUCGCUCCUUAUCAAUUACCUCGCAUUGUCGCAAUGUUCACUCUCGGCGCCAGAUACUUGGCCACGAGAUUACGGAGAAAUUGCUUUGCAUAAAGGGUUCGAAGAGUACGACUUUAUCAUUGUUGGCGCAGGAUCUGCAGGAUCAGUCGUUGCGAAUCGCUUAAGUGAGAACCCAAAUUGGAAAAUACUUCUCCUCGAAGCAGGAGGAGAUCCGCCAUUUGAAUCAAUGGUUCCAGGACUGCAAUCGGGGAUGGCCAGGACAGAAUACGAUUGGAUGUUCUCGGUAGAGACAAUUAAUCGAAGUAUUCACUCUGGUUUUUGGCAGAGAGGAAAGAUGUUGGGAGGAUCGAGUUCACUCAAUGUUAUGAUAUAUUGUAGAGGAAAUGCGGACGAUUACGACAAUUGGAAGAGGCUCGGAAAUCCGACAUGGGAAUUCGAGAACGUCUUGGAAUAUUUCAAGAAAUCAGAGGAAAAUCACGAUCCGGAAAUCGCUGACGCUUUCGGGGGAUUUUAUCAUUCCAAAGACGGAUUAAUGUCUGUGGAACUCUUCAGGAGCAAUCUGACAAUCAACAACGUAAUCAUUCAAGCAGCCCAAGAAUUGGGAUACAAAUUCAUCUUAGACAUUAACGCCAAUGAACACAUCGGAUUCACAUUCUCGCAAGGAACCAUCAGAUCAGGAGUCCGAGAAAGUACUGCCGCGGCCUUUUUGCGUCCUGCCAUGAAUCGUCCCAAUUUGCACAUCGUCAAACACGCGCACGUCACGAAACUCGAGAUUGAUAGUCAAGGAGUCGUUUCAGGAGUGUCAAUGAAGCUUCGAGGACAAACUGAAUUGAAGGCUUUUGCAAGGAAGGAAGUAAUCUUAAGUGCCGGAGCCAUAAAUUCCCCGCAAAUUCUCAUGUUUUCCGGAAUCGGACCUGCUUCUCAUCUCCAAGAAAUGGAAAUUCCAGUAAUUCAAAGUCUUCAGGUCGGAAAGAAUUUGCAGGAUCAUCCGUGUAUACCAUUUUUAGUCAAAUUGAAUGAAUCCAAUGCCACAAAAUUUAGUCCAAUUGAUCUGAUGAGUAGUUACUCGACGUAUUUAACUGAGCAAAGAGGAGAUUUCGCUACAGUCGGUAGUUUCGAAACUAUUGGUUAUGUAAAUGUUGAUGAUCCUCUCUCAAAGUAUCCAAAUUUCCAAUAUUAUCAACUGUUUGUCCAUAAAGGAGAUAUCGACACUAUUUCAGGAGGUUUAAGAGGAUUUGGAUUUGGUGAAGAUGUUAUAAAUUUUGGUAGGAAAGAAAUUCAAACCUCAAAUAUAUUUUUUGUACUGUUGAUGCAUUUAUCACCCGAAUCAAAAGGAAAAAUUCAACUACGAAGUACUAAUCCUGAUAUAAAACCUGAAAUUAUUCCCAACUUUUUAGCCGAAUCCUCUGAUCUUGCAUCUUUUAUCAAUGCAGUUCGAUUAUAUAACAAAUUAUUAUCGACAAAAACAUAUCGAUUGAAUGAAGCAACGCUGAGAACGUUUCCAAUUCCAGAAUGCGAUAGGCUAAAAUUUAACAGCAAUAAAUAUUGGGAAUGUUACUUUCAAUAUACCGUGCGAACAGUAUUCCAUCCUGUGGGAACUGUUAAGAUGGGUCCCAAUUCAGAUCCUGACGCUGUUGUUGAUCACACACUAAGAGUCAAAGGCGUUAAAGGCUUGCGAGUCAUUGACGCAAGCAUAAUGCCAAGAAUUCCCAGGGGCAACACCAAUGCGCCAACAAUUAUGAUUGGUGAAAAAGGAGCUGAUUUUAUAAAGCUAGAUUGGAAAUUUUGA